CCUGGGAAGAUGCUCCUGCUCUGUGUCCUGCUGAGCACCGCCCUGUCCCCCAGAACUGAGGCAGGGGAGAUCAUCGGGGGACAGGAGGCCAAGCCCCACUCCAGACCCUACAUGGUCUAUCUGCAGUACUUUAAAGAGAAAUCUUAUAAGCUAGCCCGGUGUGGUGGUUUCCUGAUCCAAAAGGACGUGGUGAUGACAGCCGCUCACUGCCAUGGCAGCAUGAUGAAUGUGACUCUGGGUGCCCACAACAUCAGACAGAAGGAGGAGAGUCAACAGAUGAUCCCCGUGAGAAGAGCCAUCCCUCACCCCAACUACAAUAAAGAACACCGCUGUAAUGACAUCAUGUUGCUGAAGCUCAAUAGUAACACCAAGAUGACUAAGGAAGUGAAGCCCCUCACCCUACCCGGGCCCAGGAAUAAGCUGCGACCAGGCCAGGUGUGCAGUGCGGCUGGAUGGGGGAGGAUGGAUCCAAGGGGAAAGCGUGCUGUGAAGCUGCAGGAGGUGGAGCUGGAGGUGCAGGCAGAUGAGAAGUGUGAAUCCAAGUUUCGAGAUCCUUACAACCCUGACACUCAGCUGUGUGUGGGGGAUCCCAAAGAAAAAAAGGCCACAUUUAAGGGAGACUCCGGGGGCCCCCUCGUGUGCAAGAAUGUGGCCCAGGGCAUCGUCUCCUAUGGAAAGAAAGACGGAUCUUCACCCCGGGUCUUCACCAAAAUCUCCAGUUUCAUGCCCUGGAUAAAGAGCACCCUGAGAAAGAUGUAA
Sorex araneus (European shrew) is the source of this 759-nucleotide messenger RNA. RefSeq names its product granzyme B-like. Gene Ontology annotation, cellular component: intracellular membrane-bounded organelle; cytoplasm. The record is from RefSeq and is a predicted model, not a curated record. NCBI's taxonomy places the organism in Eukaryota, Metazoa, Chordata, Mammalia, Eulipotyphla, Soricidae. Gene Ontology annotation, biological process: proteolysis. The transcript is spliced from 5 exons. Gene Ontology annotation, molecular function: serine-type endopeptidase activity. The coding region runs from base 10 to 759 and encodes 249 amino acids.